AUGUCAUCCUCAUCGUCAGAUGGCGUAGAUGAAGCUGUUGAAGAAUGGUUCGACGAAGAAUUUGAUAAUCUCGUCGACUCCCUAGUUAAUGAUCAAGCAAAAAAACCAAAGAGACGGGCUUACUACGAAAGACAUCGGGAAGAAGGACACAAUCAACUAUGGAAUGACUAUUUCAGGGAACAUGCUACAUACCCACCGGAAAUGUUUAGAAGACGUUUUCGAAUGCACAAGCCAUUGUUCCUUCGCAUUGUGGAUGCUUUAAGAAAUGAAGUUCCAUACUUUCACCAAAGAAGAAAUGCUCACGGAAGGUACGGCCUAUCUACACUGCAAAAGUGUACAACAGCUAUACGUAUGCUAGCAUAUGGUCAAUCAGGAGAUACGUAUGACGAAUAUCUCCGACUAGGUGAAAGUACUGCACUUUUAUGUUUGGACAAUUUCACUAAUGCGAUAAUACAAUUGUUUGGCCAUGAGUAUCUAAGAAGACCUACAGCUGAUGAUCUUCAACGACUACUGGAUAUUGGAGAGUUACGCGGGUUCCCAGGAAUGGUAGGCAGCAUCGACUGUAUGCAUUGGGAGUGGAAAAAUUGCCCAACAGCUUGGAGAGGACAGUACACACGUGGUUCAGGAAAGCCGACAAUUAUCUUAGAGGCGGUGGCAUCACAAGAUCUAUGGAUAUGGCACGCAUUUUUCGGACUUCCAGCACAGCUAUUUGCUCAACAUCAAGAAGCCGUAAGAAAAGAUGUCGAACGUGCUUUCGGAGUAUUGCAAGCGAGGUUUGCAAUAGUUAAAAACCCAGCACUACUAUGGGACAAGGAAAAGAUAGGAAGGAUUAUGAGAUGUUGUGUCAUACUGCACAACAUGAUAGUAGAGGACGAACGUGACAGAUUCACUCAGUAUGAUACAGAUGAAUUCGAAUCAGGAGAGUCAAGCAGAAGUUCCCAGGUUGAUGUUGUCUCCUCUACGGAAAGCCUUUCUAAUGUCGGUGAAAUGCGUGGGAUUCGCAAUCAAAUUCGGGAUCAACAGAUACAUCAUCGUUUGAAAGCUGAUUUAGUUGAAAAUAUAUGGCAAAAGUUUGGUAAUCUUGAUGAAUAA
This is a messenger RNA of Brassica oleracea var. oleracea, 1092 nucleotides long. RefSeq lists its product as uncharacterized. Bases 1 to 1092 code for a protein of 363 amino acids. The transcript has 2 exons. The record is from RefSeq and is a predicted model, not a curated record. Lineage: Eukaryota; Viridiplantae; Streptophyta; Magnoliopsida; Brassicales; Brassicaceae.